ACAACUAAGAACUCAUCAUGUAAAUGUGAUAAACUAAAACAUGAAGGAAAUAUCCAUUUGGCACGUUCUCCAAAAACUCAGACCUGAUUCACCCAAUCAUUCUAACAGUAUAUCCGUUUCUCUCUGCAUUUUCCCCUACAGCAGCACUUCAGAGGUUAUUUUUCUCUUCAUUUAUUUGCGAUACCUUCAUCCUGCUUUCUCACACCUCAAAGACAGCUCUUAUCUAGGCCUGCCCACCUGAUUCGCCUAUAAAAGACCCUGAAGUUUGAGAAGAGGCCACGAAACCAGCAGCAGAAGAACCAGAAGAGCAGUCGCGUUGAGAAGCAAACUUCUGUUCAUCUACCUAUCAAUACAAUACAUCCAUUGGACGUGUGUAUAUGAACUCUACAGAAGCUAUCAAAAUGAAAGGCGUCCAAUUUCUUGCUGGUCUUCUACUUUCCCUUUUCGUUCAAAACAGCAUGUGUGCCCCUUUGCAAGCAGAAAACACAAGCACAGAGACAGUAGAAAGUCUUCUACCGAGGGGUCAAGAUUUCACAACGGUAAAGAGGCAUUCUGAGGGGACGUUCUCAAACGACUACAGCAAAUACUUGGAGACCAGGAGGGCGCAGGACUUUGUUCAAUGGCUCAUGAAUUCAAAGAGAAACGGUGGUCCAGCCAGGCGUCAUGCUGAAGGAACCUACACCAGCGACAUCAGCUCCUACCUGCAAGACCAAGCGGCCCAGAACUUUGUCGCCUGGCUAAAAUCUGGACAGCCCAAACAAGAUGUUGCAGGCAACAGAGGUGCAGAUCUGCCCCGUAGGAGGCAUGUAGAUGGCAGUUUCACCAGUGACGUCAACAAGGUUUUGGACAGCAUGGCUGCCAAGGAGUACUUACAAUGGUUGAUGAACUCUAAAACAUCGGGGACAAGUGGCAAACAAAGUGGGAAUUAAUGAAGAGCCUAUUUGGUUUCCCUAGAAGAGCUUAAAUAUGGAUCCUGAAGGGCCUCCAGUCAUCAAAGAAUGGAAGCCAUAUUGCUUAAAGCCAAAACUGAUUCAACUCUGGAAAUCUAAAGCCAUAGUCCUAUUUUUAUUUUAUUUUUGUAGACAUUUGAGCACUGUAGUCAUCGUUAUUUAUUUUCCCAAGAGUUAAAGAACAUUGUGUACGUAAUAAGGAAAAUUGAAAUAUUUUUCUACAGUUUUGAAUCAUUUUCUAUGUGUGCGAUAUUGAAGGAACAUAAUCUCAGGUUAAUGCACUAAAUACUCAGGUAAACAUUUUCUUUUACUUGUGUCACCGCUGUAUCAAACUGUGGUGUGUGAUGGUGUCCUGCCCUGCAAAAUAAACAUUUUCAUAUUCGA
This is a messenger RNA of Xyrauchen texanus (razorback sucker), 1334 nucleotides long. Its product is annotated as pro-glucagon-like. Gene Ontology annotation, molecular function: glucagon receptor binding; hormone activity. Lineage: Eukaryota; Metazoa; Chordata; Actinopteri; Cypriniformes; Catostomidae. The coding region runs from base 378 to 929 and encodes 183 amino acids. Gene Ontology annotation, cellular component: extracellular region. The transcript is spliced from 7 exons. Gene Ontology annotation, biological process: response to starvation. The record is from RefSeq and is a predicted model, not a curated record.